Molecule: messenger RNA, 1530 nt
Organism: Salvelinus sp. IW2-2015
Lineage: Eukaryota; Metazoa; Chordata; Actinopteri; Salmoniformes; Salmonidae
Gene: actc2
Product: actin, alpha, cardiac muscle 2
Biological process (GO): heart contraction; actin filament organization; actin-myosin filament sliding
Cellular component (GO): sarcomere; actin filament
Molecular function (GO): myosin binding
Source: RefSeq, a predicted model, not a curated record
GGAGAAAGGGGUCGCCGGGCGUAGUGGCACUUGUAGAGUAUAAAUUGGUGUCUGCCCUCACAAGUCUACCGCUGCUCAUUCAGAGGACAGGCUACUUGAAACCCAGCUGACAUCAUGUGUGACGACGAUGAGACUACUGCCCUUGUGUGCGACAAUGGCUCUGGUCUGGUGAAGGCUGGCUUUGCUGGAGAUGAUGCACCUCGCGCUGUGUUCCCCUCCAUCGUUGGUCGCCCCCGUCAUCAGGGUGUGAUGGUGGGUAUGGGUCAGAAGGACUCUUAUGUAGGAGACGAGGCCCAGAGCAAGAGAGGUAUCCUGACCCUCAAGUACCCCAUCGAGCACGGCAUCAUCACCAACUGGGACGACAUGGAGAAGAUCUGGCACCAUACCUUCUACAACGAGCUGCGCGUGGCCCCCGAGGAGCACCCCACCCUGCUCACUGAGGCCCCCCUUAACCCCAAGGCCAACAGGGAGAAGAUGACCCAGAUCAUGUUCGAGACCUUCAACGUGCCCGCCAUGUACGUGGCCAUCCAGGCCGUGCUGUCCCUCUACGCCUCGGGUCGUACCACAGGUAUUGUGCUGGACUCUGGUGAUGGUGUGACCCACAAUGUCCCCAUCUAUGAGGGUUAUGCUCUGCCCCACGCCAUCAUGCGUCUGGAUCUGGCCGGUCGCGACCUCACUGACUACCUGAUGAAGAUUCUGACUGAGCGUGGCUACUCCUUCGUUACCACCGCCGAGCGUGAGAUCGUGCGUGACAUCAAGGAGAAGCUGUGCUACGUGGCCCUGGACUUUGAGAAUGAGAUGGCCACCGCUGCCUCCUCCUCCUCUCUGGAGAAGAGCUACGAGCUGCCCGACGGUCAGGUCAUCACCAUCGGUAACGAGCGUUUCCGCUGCCCCGAGACCCUCUUCCAGCCUUCUUUCAUCGGCAUGGAGUCUGCUGGUAUCCAUGAGACUACCUACAACAGCAUCAUGAAAUGUGACAUUGACAUCCGUAAGGACCUGUAUGCCAACAACGUCCUGUCAGGAGGCACCACCAUGUACCCUGGUAUUGCUGACCGUAUGCAGAAGGAGAUCACCGCCCUGGCCCCCAGCACUAUGAAGAUCAAGAUCAUCGCUCCCCCCGAGCGCAAGUACUCUGUCUGGAUCGGCGGCUCCAUCCUGGCUUCCCUGUCCACUUUCCAGCAGAUGUGGAUCAGCAAGCAGGAGUACGACGAGGCAGGCCCCUCCAUCGUUCACAGGAAAUGCUUUUAAGCGCCCCAUUGACAAAUUGCUCUCCCCUGCGACAGUCAGACGCCCACGGAUGCAAAAACUCUGUACAUUACCUCUGCCUAUGGAUAUGUUGUUUAUGAUCGAUAUGGAAGUUACAAAUCCAGGCAGGCCCCUGUUUUAUGUUUUGUUGAUGAUGUACAGUUUGUUUACACCAAAAUGCAAUUUAUAUUUGGUUAUUUUACUGGUUCCUGAAUGAAUUUACUGUAUAUGAUGUGGAUAUUUAUUUGCUUUAUAAAUAUACAAGACCUAGGAUCUUGUAUACCA